Molecule: messenger RNA, 1177 nt
Organism: Seminavis robusta
Lineage: Eukaryota; Bacillariophyta; Bacillariophyceae; Naviculales; Naviculaceae
Source: the annotation of a GenBank genome assembly
UUAGGUGCAAGCAAGGUGGGUCAUCCGUUGGCAGUAUCUUGGCCGUUUCACAGAUCACGGUUCUUGCGGUACGAAUUAAGCCGGUAUUGGGCAGGCGGAACAUCAUCAAGAGAGACCGUACCGGUACUGUGUUAGUUAGUUGAGCCGACAGGGAGAGACCAUGAUGCGCCCUUCCUCCCAGGAAGUCACAAUCUCGACUCUGGUAAACCCAAAACGAAAGAAACAAAGAAAAUGUUCCGACAAUUAAUCAUCAACUCCCAAGCCCUUUUUGUGUUGGCGGCAGUUCUUUGUCCUCGUCAAGUUGGAGCUGUCUGCCUAUUGUGUGAAGACGGCGUGGAUGGCUUGAAGUAUCCAUUUGCUGUAAUCAAGUCAGAUGGGACAAGCUGCACAAAGCUAGCUGUAUCUGUUGCCGUAGACUAUGAGGAAGGUUCCAGUCAAUGUACCAAACAAAUCCAAGCUUGGCGGGAGAUAUGUUGUGGUGAUAAACAGCCGAUUGAUGUAGAUAUCACUGAUGUCUUUGAUGAGUAUCCUGAUAUUGACAGCAUCCAACAAGUUGGACCCUACGAAAAAUGCAACGUUUGUCGUGACGGAGAUUAUCCAUCCACUACAAGCAUGGUGCUGACAAUGCUGUAUAUAGGUAGUGGGAGCUGCGCUCAGUACUGGAAGGUUGGACAGCAGGGAUUGAUUCCAGAUCACUUGUGUGAUCCGCUGCAAUACUUUGCUUACGAGCCGUGUGGAUGUGGUGAGUUUUCUACCAAUGGAAACUACCACUGGAGCGAGGACUCCGAGGAUGAAAGCAGCAAUGACGACAAAACUCCUUGGUGGUCAAACGCUGAUUCUCUUUUUGGAGAUGAUCAAGUUGGCAACACGGAGGGCAACACGGAUGGCGACUGGUGGUCUGGAGCAGACUCUUUCCCCUCCUCUUCUGCAUCAUAUGCCAGUAGAACCUGGCUGUACGCAUCAGCCCACAUUGUUUGCUUGUUCAUCAUCUCCACGGGGUUCUUCGCCUCCUAGCUAGCCAAGGACAAGCAGGUCGCAGCCAAAGUAGUGACAACCAAAAGAAAGAAAUGAUUCCCACGGCACAGGGCGGCCAGCCAGAAGACGGAAUACAUGGCCGCUUCUACAGCAGAGAAAGAGUAUAUAUUAGAUGUAAUGCAAUAGACGAGUACUGUACUAG